Molecule: messenger RNA, 557 nt
Organism: Bufo bufo (common toad)
Lineage: Eukaryota; Metazoa; Chordata; Amphibia; Anura; Bufonidae
Product: homeobox protein siamois-like
Exons: 4
Coding region: 3-557 (184 amino acids)
Molecular function (GO): DNA binding
Source: RefSeq, a predicted model, not a curated record
UCAUGGGGCUCCCACAAUGUACCCAGAAUAUAAAGAAGGAGACACAGGAAGCUCUUCAUCACUCAGCUAUCCUCCAGCAGACAGUGUGUGAACUAUAUUCUAUGCUAGGAAUUUAUGAAGGAUCCCAGACUGGGAAGAUAAUGGGACAAAACAUAACAAACGUGACAAUCUCUAAGACUAACAAGGAGGACAAACCGAGGAAUCCACUCAAAAGAAAAAAUCCUGACGAUGGACAGAAUGGAUGUAAGAAGCCCAGAGUAGAGACAAUGCCUUCCGGUACCCAAUCCAGAAAGAAAACCAUCUACAGUAAUGAGCAGAUCAAGUUCCUUCAGAACCAGUUUGACUGUAACCCGUAUCCAGAUUUUGUGAGCAAAUGUCGUAUUUCUCAGGUCACAGGGAUCCCAGAACCCAAUAUACAGGUUUGGUUCCAGAACAGAAGAGCAAGAUAUCUCUCAAGAAGAAAUCAAAUCCCGGAAAAGAAGAAACCUACAGCUCAAAUCCUUAUUGAUGUUCAUGAGAAGCUUCCAUCCAUCUCCAUGGAGGAUAUCUGGAUGUAG